Molecule: messenger RNA, 4407 nt
Organism: Pristis pectinata (smalltooth sawfish)
Lineage: Eukaryota; Metazoa; Chordata; Chondrichthyes; Rhinopristiformes; Pristidae
Product: polyamine-transporting ATPase 13A3-like
Exons: 32
Coding region: 181-4407 (1408 amino acids)
Biological process (GO): polyamine transmembrane transport; intracellular calcium ion homeostasis
Cellular component (GO): late endosome membrane
Molecular function (GO): ATP hydrolysis activity; ATP binding; polyamine transmembrane transporter activity
Source: RefSeq, a predicted model, not a curated record
GUGGGCGUCAGAGGACGUCGCUCUGUGAAUGUGUUGUUGAACCAGGAGCCCUUUGAAUCUGAUUGGGUCCGUUCUUUGCCCAGCAUACAUGGGGUGGGCCGAAUGGCCAGCACUGUAAAGUGUCACAGCAAGAAUUUCUAAAGAAUUUUAUUGAGGUGGGGUGAUUGAGCCAAAGCUCACAUGGUUCCCAGACUACCACCAGCAGAAAGGCACUCUCAGCCUCCAGCAUCCACCCGGAUCUCCAGGAUGUGUGUACAGGAAAACCAUGGAACUACAGCUGGCUCCUUCGAAAUCUCCCAAGAUGUCAAAACAGAUGAUGUGUCCGGUGAUGACAGGAGUGAAGUGAGGAACAUGGGGACGGCAGAGCCUCACCGGGACGCUGGCCAGCAGAGCCCCGCCGGUGGCCACGGGAGCGGCGGCAGUGAGCGGACCCUCUGGGUGACGGCUGACGGGUCCCGAGGAUUGGCCCGUACCCCACAGCCCAGGGAGGAGGGAGCGGUGCCUAGCGGGAACGACCAGCACAGCAUCACCGAGCUGCUGAACUUCUGCGAGCCCUGCCACAUCAGGGGUUCUGGGGAUGCCGAGCCGGAGGCCCCCCUCCAUUGUCGAGUGGUGAACGUGGGCGAAGGCAACGAGAUGGUGAUCUACGGGUACUGUUGGAGCUGGUGGAGGGCAGCUCUCUCGGCCCUGCUCACCCUCCUGUCCUGUGGCCUCAUCCUCGUGGCCUUUUACUGGAGGCCCCAGUGGCACAUGAGGUGUUUCUGCUCCCCCUGUGACCUGCAGGACGCCGAGUACGUCCUGAUGAAGACCACGGACGAGUUCCAGGAAUGGCACCGUCAGCGGGUGAAGUUCAUGUACCUAAAGUACAGCCCGCAGGUGGACCGCCGGGACCCCGGGGCCCCCGAGGACGUCGACGAAUUUUCCCUGCUGCGGAAGAACAUCUCCUUCACCGGGAUACAGGUGACCCCGGGGAUCCGCUACCUGCAGCACCAGAGCAUCCGGUACAUCUGGGACCCCAACAAGAGAUCCUUCUUCAUGCUGAGAGGUCUGGAACAGAAUGUGUCCUGCUCUGAUCUCCACAAGAACUACCCGGAUGGUUUAGUUUACCAGGAAUCUCAGAACAGGAAACUGAUUUAUGGCCCCAACGUUAUUGCUGUCCAGGUCCCUCCAUACUGGAAGCUCCUGGCAAAGGAGAUCCUCAAUCCGUUCUACGCCUUCCAAGCCUUCAGUGUCAUCCUGUGGUUCGUGGAGGCUUAUUACCCCUACGCUGUGGCCAUCAUCGUGAUGAGCAUCUCGUCCAUCGCGUUGUCCCUGUACACGGCACGCAAGCAGUACACGAUGCUCCAUGACAUGGUGCAGUCCCACAGCUCUGUCCGGGUGUCCGUGCUGCGCAAGGGAAGUGCCUCGGAGAUGGUGAGUUCGUCGGAGCUGGUUCCCGGCGACGUGAUCGUUAUCCCGGAGCGGGAGAUGAUCCUGCCCUGUGACGUGGUGCUGAUGAAUGGGGCGGUGGUGGUCAACGAGAGCAUGUUGACAGGGGAGAGCGUGCCGGUGACCAAGACUCCCCUUCCCGACAUCUGUGAAGCCGGCAACUACAACGACCCGAUCUUCUGCCUGCAGGACUACAAGCGGCACGUGCUGUUCUGUGGGACGUUGAUUAUCCAAGUUCGGCCCUACGAGCAGUAUGUGAAGGCAGUGGUGAUCCGCACGGGCUUCCUCACCACCAAGGGGCAGCUGGUCAGGUCCAUCCUCUUCCCCAAGCCUGUUGACUUCAAGCUCUUCCGUGAUGCCAAGCGGUUUGUGGUCUGCCUGGUGCUCGCUGCGGUCCUGGGCUUCGUCUACACGGUUGUUGUCAGCUGCAUCCGAGGGGAGCCCAUCCCGGAGAUCUUGCUGAAAGCCUUCGAUGUCAUCACCAUCGUGGUCCCACCCGCGCUGCCCGCCGCCGUGACGGUCGGUGUGGUCUACGCACAGCGGCGCCUCCGGAGACGGGGCAUUUACUGCAUCAGCCCCCACCGCAUCAACCUGUGUGGCCAGCUCGACCUGGUCUGCUUCGAUAAGACGGGGACCCUGACGGAGAACGGGAUGGACCUGUACAGGGUGGUGCCGGCCAAGAACAAGAACUUCCUGUACAGCGACAGCACGCUGAGGAUAAACGUGUUCACCGAGGACGAGGUGCUGGCUGCCAUGGCGACCUGCCACUCCCUGACCCUCACCUCGUCCCACAGCACCCUGCAGGGAGAGCCGCUCGACCUCACCCUCUUCCGGGCCACCAACUGGAUCCAGAAAGGGGAGAGAGGUGUCGGAGACGGACCUGAGGGCAGGGUGACAGUUGGAGACGAAGUUGAUGAAGUUGUCGAGCUCUGCACGGGUUCCAGCAUCUGCAGUCUCUGUGUUGGCGGAGCAGGGACCUCCUGCCCCCUGCAGGCAGCCAAUCGUGUCGCUCCUUUGGCCACGGGGGCCACGUCUGACGUUUGUCUGCCUCAGGUGCUGGAGGAGAUGGUGUCUCAGGCGCGGUGGCUGAACCGGAUGAAUCCGCUGAUCGUCGUCAAACCGACACGUCCCCUCAACGCCAGGCCCAGCCCCUCCGGUGAGGUGGUGAGUGAGGUCUGCCGGUUCCGGUCCGGGAUCGGGAUCCUGCGGCAGUUUCCCUUCUCCUCCGCCCUGCAGCGGAUGACGGUCGUCGGCAAGAACCUGGACGAGCAGAACCUGGUCGCCUACUGCAAGGGGGCUCCUGAGACCGUGGCAAAGCUCUGCAGCCCCGACUCAGUUCCCGAUGAUUUCCAGGCGGUGAUGGAGAGCUUCACGCAGCGUGGUUACCGAGUCAUCGGGCUGGCCUUCCGGGAAUUCAAGGGCUCCCUCAAGGAAUCCGACGUCAAAAACGUCAACAGGGAGUUUGUGGAGCAGAACAUGACCUUCACCGGCCUGGUGAUCCUGGAGAACCGGCUGAAGAAAGUCACCUCGUCCGUCUUCAGGGAGCUGCUCAAGGCCGGAAUUCGGCUGGUCAUGAUCACAGGUGACAGCACUCUGACUGCCAUCCAGGUGGCCAAGGAGUCCGGAAUGAUUGGGAUGACGGAGAAGGUCGUCCGGGUGAAGGCGAAGUCACCCACGGCCACCUCCAAGGCUUCGGUCAGCUGGAGGAGUGUGAAGGAGCCACAGGCCAGGGAGCUGAAGGCGUCUGAGCAGGAAGCCCCUCUCUCUGGAGAUAAGCAGGAGGAGGCCAAACCCAGGAUCCACUUCGUCAUCGAUGGGCCGUCGUUGGCCGUGAUCGAGGACAAGUUCCCCGAGCUCCUGCCCAAGGUCACCCUGUACGGGACGGUGUUUGCGAGGAUGUCUCCGGACAUGAAGACCAAGCUGAUCAAAUGUCUGCAGAGCCUCGAGUACAUCGUGGGGAUGUGUGGAGACGGCGCCAAUGACUGUGGGGCAUUGAAGACGGCCCACGUGGGAAUCUCCCUGUCACAGCUGGAAGCGUCGGUGGCCUCUCCCUUCACCUCCAAGCUGCCCACCAUCGAAUGUGUGCCCAUCCUCAUCAAGGAGGGUCGUGCUGCCCUGGUGACCUCCUUCUGUGCCUUCAAGUACAUGGCUCUGUACAGCAUGAUCCAGUACGUCAGUGUCCUCAUCCUGUACUACAUCUCCAGUAACCUGGGCAACUGGGAGUUCCUGUACGAGGAUCUGUUCAUCACCAGUGCCAUCGCCAUCACCAUGAGCAGGAACAAGGCCUACGAGCACCUGGUUCCACAGCGCCCCAACGCCAACCUGGUGUCACCCCAGCUCCUGAUCUCCGUGCUGAUGCACAUCGGCCUCUGUUCCACUUUCCAGCUGAUGGGCUUCCUCCUGGUCCAGAUCCAACCCUGGUACAACUCUUGGGACCAGGGAGCACAAGCCUGUGCAUCUAACGACACGUUCUACGGAGUGCCCACCUCACAGCAGCGCAACAGCAGUGGGGUCUUCAACAUGCAGUGGAAGAUCAGCAACUACAUUAACACCACCGUCUUCUUCGUGUCUGUUUUCCAGUACAUCACCAUUGCCUUCGUCUUCUCCUUGGGCAAACCCUUCCGCAAGCCCAUCUCCACGAACUACUUGUUCCUGGCCGUGCUGGGCACCCUUUACCUCUUCACCCUCUUCCUGAUGCUCUUUCCGAGCAGCAGCCUCGACACGUUUUUUGAGUUUGUGUGCGUCCCGUACAUUUGGAGGAUCUACAUUUUGCUCAUGGUUAUCGCUCACUUUGUAUUGUCUGUUUUUCUGGAGGAGAUGGUGACCAACAACCCCCGCCUGUGGAACUGGCUGAGCCGUGUGUACUGUCCAUCUGCCUCGCUGGUGAGGCACAAGAGACUACACCAGGAGCUGCAGAAUGACCCGUCCUGGCCGCCGGUCACCAUGUCUGAAUCACACAGGGACACUGUACAGCAGUAG